GCCGCCGAGGCCCCGUUCAAGAUGGCGGACGACAGUGAGACAGCAAUGAGGCGGCCGCCGCCGAGGCCUCAGCGGCCGUCGGCGGAGGAGAACGACCACGAGCACUGCAGCGACUGCGAGAACGAGGCAGAGCACGGCUCCAACCGCGGUGGCUUGAGUCCAGCAAAUGACAGCGGAGCCAAAAAGAAGAAAAAGAAACCGAAACGGAAGAAAGAGAAAGGAGGAGACCAAGCUGACCAGGCCCAGGACCAGCCAGUGAAGGUGAACUCUCUACCAGCUGAGAGGAUCCAGGAGAUUCAAAAAGCCAUCGAGCUCUUCUCUGUAGGACAGGGACCUGCCAAAACCAUGGAGGAAGCCAGCAAGCGGAGCUACCAGUUCUGGGACACGCAGCCGGUGCCCAAGCUCGGAGAAGUGGUGAACACCCACGGUCCCGUUGAACCGGACAAAGACAACAUCCGUCAGGAGCCGUACACCCUGCCCCAGGGCUUCACCUGGGAUGCCCUGGACCUUGGCGACAGAGGCGUGCUGAAAGAGCUCUACACGCUUCUGAACGAGAACUACGUGGAAGACGAUGACAACAUGUUCCGGUUCGAUUACUCGCCCGAGUUCCUGCUGUGGGCGCUGCGUCCUCCAGGCUGGCUGCCCCAGUGGCACUGCGGUGUCAGAGUUGUCUCCAGCAAGAAGCUGGUUGGAUUCAUCAGUGCGAUUCCAGCCACUAUCCACAUCUAUGACACAGAGAAGAAGAUGGUGGAGAUAAAUUUCCUGUGUGUCCACAAAAAGUUGCGCUCCAAACGAGUGGCUCCAGUUCUGAUCCGAGAGAUCACGCGGCGGGUUCAUCUGGAGGGAAUAUUUCAGGCUGUUUACACUGCCGGAGUGGUGCUGCCAAAGCCUGUGGGGACUUGCAGGUACUGGCACCGGUCCCUGAAUCCUCGGAAACUCAUCGAAGUCAAAUUUUCCCACCUGAGCAGGAACAUGACUAUGCAACGCACCAUGAAGCUUUAUCGGCUGCCAGAGACUCCCAAGACUCCCGGCUUGCGGCCCAUGGAGCAUAAAGACAUUUCUGCAGUGCAUAAGCUCUUGACCGAAUACCUGAAGCAGUUCCACCUGACGCCCGUCAUGAGCCGAGAGGAGGUGGAGCACUGGUUCUUACCUCAGGAGAACAUCAUUGACACCUUUGUGGUAGAGAGCGCCCCUGGGGAGGUGACAGACUUCCUGAGCUUCUACACACUGCCCUCCACCAUCAUGAACCACGCGACCCACAAGAGUCUCAAAGCUGCUUAUUCCUUCUACAACGUUCACACCAAGACGCCUCUCCUCGACCUCAUGGGCGAUGCUCUCAUACUCGCCAAGUCGAAAGGAUUUGACGUCUUCAAUGCACUGGAUCUCAUGGAAAACAAAACCUUCCUGGAGAAGCUGAAGUUUGGGAUUGGGGACGGGAACCUGCAGUAUUACCUGUACAAUUGGAAGUGUCCCAGCAUGGCACCAGAGAAGGUUGGACUGGUGUUGCAGUAAGCGAGCCCUGCGAGGAGAGCCCUGCGAGGAGGAGCUGCGCCCGCGAGACGCUGCCCUCGCCGUUUGCACCCGAGCUGGACCCGUGCGUGGAGCAGCGGGACUGGAGCAGCUAUGCAGACAGCGACCGAUUUUUAACGCUUGUAUCACACGCAACCGGCCACAGCUCCCCGGGUGGCCUUGGUGGCCUCCUUUGUUUUGAUUUAAUUGCAUCCUCGUAAAGACAUGAUCAAGGGAAUGUAACUGCAAAAACUAGCUCAUGAUUGGCAUAUAAUGGAGUUAACGGGUGAAUAAUAAAAGUAUAUAUUAUAUAUAUUUUAAAUCUUUCCUGUUGCAAACUGACACUAAUGCACUCAUCUGC
Messenger RNA from Nothoprocta perdicaria, 1870 nucleotides. RefSeq names its product N-myristoyltransferase 1 (gene NMT1). Gene Ontology annotation, biological process: N-terminal peptidyl-glycine N-myristoylation. The transcript has 12 exons. Lineage: Eukaryota; Metazoa; Chordata; Aves; Tinamiformes; Tinamidae. The record is from RefSeq and is a predicted model, not a curated record. Bases 22 to 1512 code for a protein of 496 amino acids. Gene Ontology annotation, cellular component: cytoplasm. Gene Ontology annotation, molecular function: glycylpeptide N-tetradecanoyltransferase activity.